Molecule: messenger RNA, 726 nt
Organism: Linum tenue
Lineage: Eukaryota; Viridiplantae; Streptophyta; Magnoliopsida; Malpighiales; Linaceae
Source: the annotation of a GenBank genome assembly
AUGGCAGAGGAUCAGGCUGUGAGAUCUUCAUCGACCGAGAGAUCCACCGGCCGGGUCGUCAAGUUCAGUGACAAGAAGGGAUUCGGCUUCAUCAAGCCCGAUGAGGGCGGCGAAGAUCUGUUUGUCCAUCACAGCGCGAUUAAGUCCGACGGCGGAUACCGCACUCUCGCUGAGGACGAUCUCGUCGAAUUCGAAAUAGCUCUCGCUGACGAAAAGUGCCAGGCAAUCAACGUCACCGCUCCAGGCGGAGCCCCCGUUCAGGCCGGCAAAAGAGGCGGAGGAGACGGUUACGGCAGGCGCGGACCCGGAUUCGGUGCCGGGGGUGCUGGCUGCUACAACUGUGGAAACCCUAACCACAUCGCUAGGGAGUGCAAUAAUCGCGGCGAGAAUAACAGCGGUGGAGGGAGCUGCUUCAAGUGCGGGAAUGCAGGGCAUUUUGCUCGGGAAUGUACGCAGGCUGCCGUCAACGGCCGCGGCGGAGGCGGCGGAGGAGGUUCCAGUGGAUCUUGUUUUAGCUGUGGCGGGUUCGGACACUUGGCCAGGGAUUGUCCCGGCGGCGGGGGAGCUUGCUAUAACUGUGGAGGUUUUGGCCACUUGGCAAGGGAUUGCACUAGCGGAAGGAGUGUUGGCGGAGGAGGAGGCGGCGGCAGGUUUGGUUCAUCUAGUGGUUGCUUCAACUGCGGGAAGCCAGGACAUCUUGCUAGGGAGUGUCCCAAUAGCUCUUGA